This is a messenger RNA of Drosophila erecta, 805 nucleotides long. RefSeq names its product brain protein I3. The coding region runs from base 177 to 545 and encodes 122 amino acids. The transcript has 2 exons. The record is from RefSeq and is a predicted model, not a curated record. Lineage: Eukaryota; Metazoa; Arthropoda; Insecta; Diptera; Drosophilidae.
UUUACGAUAACUAAUCGAUAGGAAUAGUCGCACUCAGCUGUUGCAACGAUAACUAACUGCGGCAAAACAAAGAAAACACGGAGAAAAAGUUAACGCAAUUAAGCGUAGUAAAAAAUUCCUAAAUUAUUCCCAGAAGAAGAAGGCAGUGAGUCACGGAAAAAAGCUUUCCGGCCAUAAUGGCAGAUACCCGCAAAGACGCCGCGCCCCCAAGCUACGAAGAAGUGAUGAACAGUCCCUCGCAGGAUUCCCGGUUGAUAGUGGGCGUGCACCAGGGAGCACCCAGUGUCCCGCCACCAAACAUGCACAUGCCCACCUACGGAGCUUUCGAGACGACGCCGGUUAGCGUGGUGAUUCAGCCUGCUCCGGUCGCUAUGCCCACGGAGAUCAUAGUGAUUGGCGGAUGCCCUGCUUGUAGAAUUGGAUAUCUGGAGGACACCUUUUCCGCCUGCGGCCUAUGCUGCGCCAUCUUCUUCUUCCCGCUGGGAAUCCUCUGUUGCUUGGCCAUGCGUGAGAAGCGCUGUUCCAACUGCGGAACUGUUUUCUAGGGCGGAUUACUCGGCAAUAAUCCAUAUAAAAACCCCAAAUGUUGAUCCCUAUUUAGGCUUUCGCUGUGUGCACCCAGUGACUAUAUCACAAAGCUCCAAUUCUUUGGUUAUUGUUAAUCCCUAGCUUAUAAAUCAUUAUAUAUUAUGUGUAAAUAUAAUCAUGGCAGACUACGGAAAGCCCCCGAUUCCAUUCCAGGCGCCCCUUUCCGGAGAAUGGUCAUGUACAGUAAAAUAUGCCUAACUCGAAUUGUUAAAAAUGA